ACCAAAAUGACAGGUAUACUCUCCCUGUGUGAUAACAAAAUCGUGCAAUAUUUGUGCGCCUGUGGAAAAUGGAAGUCCAUUUAUCGUCUCUAUCUUUGUCGACAUUGUUACAAAAUAAGAUGCGGUGAUUGUGUACUGCAUGAGGUUGAUUCUCCCUAUUGCCCAAACUGUUUAGAGAAUAUGCCAUCUGCAGAAGCCAAGCUAAAGAAAAACAGGUGUGUAAACUGUUUUGACUGCCCAAGCUGUGGGCACACCCUGACUCCACGGGCCACCAGCCAGAUGGUCUCCAACCCAGAUGACCCUGGAAAGUCCACACCCAAGAAGAUGUUCUACCUUGCCUGUGGAUUCUGUCGCUGGACAACAAGGGAUGGUGGCAUACCAGACAAACCCACAGUGAGUGGAGGCUGGGAAGACAUGGAGAAUCCCUAUGCUGCUAGGUUAUCAAGUCUGUUGGAGCACUACCAGCAGCUCGCCCAGCGAGAGAAGGCGGAGAAGGAGAGGAAGAAGUAUGUGCGCCGUCGCAGCCAUCUCAUGUACGCUGCGAGUAUGGACAAGUAUGGGAUGGUGUCUGUUGCUGCCAAGCGUAAAGGACUUAUGCCACCUACAACUGGCACACUGAAGGAGAAUGAGGAGGUAACUGUGACUAUCCUGAAGGAGCCUGAUACAGUGGAUGAGUUUCCUCCCUUGGAUGAGGACUUCUUCACCAAGCCCAUCACUCUUGAGAAAAAGACUAAGAUGCAUCAGCGUAUGUCAAGUGUGGAGUUCCAGCCUGCAGAGACAGGUGACCUCUUUCCUGGACACAAGCACCUGCUUAUACGCAGGUCGUUACGCUGCAAGGAGUGUGAACACAAUCUGAGCAAGCCAGAGUUCAAUCCCCUCUCGACCAAGUUCAAGAUUCAACUGAUAGCUAUCCUUCACAUCCCGGAGAUACGUGUGGUGCCGGGAGCAGAGUUUCGCCACAAGAAAGAUACCAAGGUGACCUUGACCUUUACAAAUCCAGUGAACACCAACACCAAGAUACAAUUCCUCCAGGUGGAGGGCAAUGCUGGGGAAGAGGUCACUGCUAAGAUUGAUGUUCCCAAGAAAGAGCUUGUAUUAGCCCAUCGUGAUGAUGCAACCAUGUACGACGAGAUGUCCAGCCAGCAGGAGUUCAAGGACGACUCAAGUGUUGUUGCGUUUCGGAAGGCCAACAAGCUAGGGGUGAUAUUCAAGGUGACACCUCUGCAGCCAGAGGGAGAUGUGAAGGUGUGUUUUAUUUUAAAGCACAACUACAGAAGCACAGCCACCACCCUGCCCAGUGAGAACCAGGAACAACAGACAGUCUGGCUGGAACAUAGGAUUAAUGUCAACCUUGGGACCCUCUUACAACAGGGAAAAUAACUCUGAAAUGAAUUGAUUUUUGAAUGUUCCUUUUAGAAGGAAGACCUUAUUGAGUUGAGUAAAGGAUUAAUCUGUUAGCCUUUAUAAGAUAAGAAUAAAAAGUAAUUUAAGAUUUCAUUUAUUGAGGUAAAUAAAUUCUGUGAUUUAUAGAUUUAAAUGUGUUUAUCCUUGUGUGAACAAAUCAUGCUACCUACAUGUAGAUGAAUGAUUUAUAUUGGUGUGAGGAGUUCAUCAUUGUGUGCUUAUAAAUAUAUUAUGGAAUAGAAUGACAUGUAAUACUGUGCAAUAAACAUUAAGACUUGAUUCCUAUCAUGUAUUUUGUAUGUGUUAUUUAGAUUUACAAGUAUGUAGGACAAACUGGGUUUAAACUGGCCCAGUAAAAUACUUCAUAGAAAUCCUUCAUAGUGCAUUUGAUGUAUUCACAUGAGGUCAUUCUCAAUGGGCCUACAACAACAUCUCUUGAUUACAAGAUAAGCAAUUAAAUGUGAAGUGAUUUCCCACAAAAUAAAUUGAAGGUCUUACUUAGAAAUCAAUUAAGCUUUUCCUAAACUGACUAAUAACGACUUGUUUAAAAUUAGAUUCUGACUUAUCUAAAAACUCAAAUGGAAAAUUUUAUCUUGCGUGACAUGUUCUGAUAAAGUGGCUCCAUUAUGAAAAAAAAUAAAAAUUUACUUUCUUGUAAUUGCCAUUUAAUAUUGGUAGAACUUUGUGAUCUUGCAUUUCAUUUUGUAUGCAUAAGUGAUCAGCAAUGCUUUUGAAUAGCUUAUGUUAAGGUGUAGUCAUUAUGGUAAUGGUCUAUCUCGGGUGUUGAAUUUAAUAGUUUGGUAUAUACUAAAAUUAUCCACAUUUCCGUUCUGUACAGAGACUUUUCUCUCUAUUGCCUUAGGUUUUGUCACCUUCUGCAUUUUUGCUUUAUGUGGAAUGUCUGUCAAGCCCUUCUUUUUGAAAACUCAAUGUACCCAUGACCUUAAAAUGUGCUUAAACUUAAUACUUUAAAAUCAUGUUUAGAUGAAAAAGGAAGUACUUUCUAUGAAAGACAGUUUGCAUUUUUUGUGGAUAUUUGGUCUUAUUCCUGAAUGUAAUUGUCAACAUGUAUGUAUUACAUAUAUAAUGUUGUGCUGAUUGUACUGUGCUCUAUAUGUUAUGAAUUCACUUAAAUAAAAUUUUAUUGCUUAA
This is a messenger RNA of Mya arenaria, 2556 nucleotides long. RefSeq names its product dynactin subunit 4-like. Gene Ontology annotation, cellular component: dynactin complex. The transcript is spliced from 13 exons. Bases 7 to 1380 code for a protein of 457 amino acids. The record is from RefSeq and is a predicted model, not a curated record. NCBI's taxonomy places the organism in Eukaryota, Metazoa, Mollusca, Bivalvia, Myida, Myidae.